AUGGUCGCGGACGUUCGAGAGAGCAUCUGCUUGAAUUCUGGCGGCAAUGGCUCAGAAUACCCUUUGUUCGUGAAUCCUGAAGAUCCGUCAAUGGAGAUGCGAGUGCUCUACAAGGAGAUUUGGGAUUGGGCUAAGGCAAUCCUAGCGGAGGAGGAUGGGGUAGAUCUGACCCACCCACCAAAAGGUCCGAAAUACCCCAAAUUUCAAUGGACCAAACGUCGGGGAAGUUGGAAGUCGACCUCCAGAGCUAUUGCAUCCACCUCAUCCACCUUGACCAGCUCGUCAAACCAUGUGUCCCACCAUGCCCCAACAAGCACCCGUACGGACAACCGACACUCAAGUCUAGCACCCUCCAGUAACCCAAUUAUUUCACUACCCCCACAAUCUACUGCCCCCAAUUCCCGCCACAUCAGCACUGAAGUGGAGGUGAUGCCCACUUUCAAUGAGUUUGUACCACUAACGAGUACCUACGAUCCUCGCCAGGAAGAUGGCUUUUGCAUCCACUCACCCACUCCUUUUGACCCAACAACCAAGACCGAUCAGUUGGAUCGACUUCCAACUCCAUUGGACUUGAUGACCCCUGCUCCAGUGGCCCAUCAUGUAGGCUCCUUUGCAACCGUGGCCGAGAAUCGAUUGUAUCCUCCUUUUUUGGGUCAAGGCCCCCCCACUUCAGUCAAUCCCGCCGCCGGCCAAACUCUUGCUUGCCCAGUUAGUUCCACCCCAGCCUGGAUCCCACAACCUGCUGUUGUCAUGAACACCAGUCCAAUCCCUGUGGCUUCAGACAACCCAAUCAUCCCUCGUGCAGCUGCAAACCAACAUUCUUGUCCCCCUAUCUCCCCAUCGAUAGAGGCGGUGACCAUGGAUCAGUACUUGGAAAUUGCACAAAUCAAACCCGGCAACAAUCUCACCAGAGGCAGACUCAUGAUGCUAGGCAUCAAUCACUGGUAA
Puccinia graminis f. sp. tritici CRL 75-36-700-3 is the source of this 948-nucleotide messenger RNA. RefSeq lists its product as uncharacterized. The record is from RefSeq and is a predicted model, not a curated record. Bases 1 to 948 code for a protein of 315 amino acids. The transcript has a single exon. NCBI's taxonomy places the organism in Eukaryota, Fungi, Basidiomycota, Pucciniomycetes, Pucciniales, Pucciniaceae.